CGGAAGUGCUGCAGCUCCAGAAAAGUGGUAUAGCGAACUUGAAUAAUCUUAAAUGGUCUGGUGGCUUUUCUUCUAAAUGGUCAGGAUGACGCAGAAGCAUUUCCUUGAGGGGCAGGUGUACUCUGUCCCUCUGAUCCAGCAGGAUUUGAGGAGAGAGGAGGCAAUGUGUCAGAUCGCUGACACUCUUCAGUAUCUGGAGAACAUCUCUACUGAUAUAUUUACCAGGGUGUCACAGAGUGUUGAGAGGAAUCGUGUUCACCUGCAGACCGUUACAGAUCGGAUUAAACUGGCCCAGGCCAGAGUUCAGAAGAUCAAAGGCAGCAAGAAAGCUACCAAGGUGUUCUCCAGUGCUAAGUAUCCAGCCCCAGACAGACUGCAGGAUUACUCUUCUCUUUUUACUGGAACCAUUGACACUGCCCCCAAAGCACGUCCUCGCUGCAAAAUACAGAGCAGACUCCGCCCACUGGAUGAGCACGCCCUGCAGGAGAAGGUGUUGUAUCUCCCUGUGUGUGUAAAUGCCAAGCGUAGAUCUGAAGAUGAGACAGAGGAAGGAUUGGGCAGUCUGCCUCGAAAUAUCAACUCCGUCAGUUCACUCCUACUGUUCAACACUACAGAGAACCUGUAUAAAAAAUAUGUCUUUCUGGACCCCUUGGCUGGAGCGGUGACUAAAACACACACCACGCUGGAGACCGAGAAAGAGGAGAAACCGUUUGACGCUCCGCUGUCCAUCACGAAGAGAGAGCAGCUGGAGAGACAGACAGCGGAGAGUUAUUUCUAUGUUCCAGACCUCGGGCAGGUUCCAGAGAUUGACGUUCCGUCGUACCUGCCCGACCUCCCGGGCAUCGCUGAUGACCUGACGUACAGCGCCGACCUGGGUCCGGGUUUCGCUCCCUCCGGUGCCACCAGCGUCAGCAUGCCAGAGCUACCCUCCUUUAGUACUGAGCCCGAUGACCAGAACAUGCUCGGCUCCCAAUUAAGAUCUGAAGCCCUUCCCCCUCCCCCUCCCCCACCCCCUCCUCCCCCUCCAGAGCCCACCCCCACAGCCCAUCCAGCCCCGCCCCCUCCCCCGCCUCCUCCCCCUCCUCCUGCCCCGGACAGCGCGGCGAGCGGUGACACGCCUGACCACACCCCCUCCACAGGUGUGAAGGGUGCGCCCACUGAGGUGCUGCAGCCGUCUGACGGUAGAGCCAGUCUCCUGGAAUCUAUCCGGAAUGCUGGCGGAAUUGGAAAAGCCAAACUACGAAAUGUGAAGGAGCGCAAAUUAGAGAAAAAGAAACAGAAAGAACAGGAACAAGUGGGGGCAGCGGCCAGUGGAGGGGACUUCAUGUCAGAUCUGUUUAAUAAGUUAGCCAUGAGGAGAAAAGGUAUCUCAGGUAAAGGCCCGGGCGGAGGAGACUCGACAGACACGCCCAGCGGAUCGGCCGGCGCGUUUGCCAGGAUGUCGGAUGUGAUCCCCCCCCUUCCUGCCCCACAGCAGCCAAUCACAGAGGACGAGGAUGACUGGGAGGCGUAACCACGGCGAGGGUGUGGCCCUGGCCCUCUGUGAUUGGCUGUGGUGGUGUUUUAUGAAAUAAGGACGGACUUAACUUGCUUAAUGACCAGUGAGAGAGAGAAAGCCUGAAAAGGAGUGAGAGAGUGCUUUCAAACACUAAUGCUUUCAGUGUUUCAGGAGCUCUGAGCAAAACAGAGGAAUAAAUUAAUACUUAUG
Molecule: messenger RNA, 1708 nt
Organism: Chanos chanos (milkfish)
Lineage: Eukaryota; Metazoa; Chordata; Actinopteri; Gonorynchiformes; Chanidae
Gene: wash1
Product: WAS protein family homolog 1
Exons: 11
Coding region: 77-1513 (478 amino acids)
Biological process (GO): retrograde transport, endosome to Golgi; Arp2/3 complex-mediated actin nucleation; endocytic recycling
Cellular component (GO): WASH complex; early endosome; recycling endosome
Molecular function (GO): alpha-tubulin binding; gamma-tubulin binding
Source: RefSeq, a predicted model, not a curated record